AUGCCAUUCUUCAAACUAUCAAUAGCUACCCACACAUGUCCAAUCUACACAAAAUCAUAUUGGACAAGCAAGUUCAAACGAACGCCAUCAGUCGCCACCUCACAUUCCAAUCGAUUGAAAACACUGAGAACUCCAAAGAAGUUCAUACCAGUCUCUAAAGCACUUUCUGACAAAGAACGAUCAGUGUCAUCCAAGGCCCUUCAAAUUGGAUAUCCUGAUUUAGUGAAUUCCUUUCAGAAUCCUUUCAGAGUUCGCAACUUACAGGAGGUUCUUUUAAUUCGACAUGUCCUAAGAAAGCUUUUCUCUGACGUCAACCAAUAG
Messenger RNA from Seminavis robusta, 321 nucleotides. The record is from the annotation of a GenBank genome assembly. NCBI's taxonomy places the organism in Eukaryota, Bacillariophyta, Bacillariophyceae, Naviculales, Naviculaceae.